AUGGGGUUGAGCGACUGGCACGAGAAGCGAAUUGAUUUCUUGAAGGCCGGCCACACCAUGGACAUGGAGACUCCUUCCCUGUUAACGCUGAUGACAGGCGACGUUUCCUCGGGUGUGAAUUGGCUGGCCUGUUGGACGCUGGUAGCAGCUUGUCUCAUUGGAGCCGCCGUUGCAUGGCUUGCGAAGCGGCCCAAUGCACCAUCCCACGGUGGCAGCCCGCCCGACGGGGCUGCCGUGCGACGGCGUAAGCGAAGCGAAGACACCGCGCAAACCUUCGACAGCGACGUGCCAGAGGAUGUCUCAAAGGACUACAUGGAGAUCACAUUGGAGAGAUCUCAGAGGAGCGAGUCCUGGGGCUUCGUUUGGCACGUCCAAGCCUUCGAAGCCCAAAGGUUUCUGAUCGCUGGCUUGGAGGCAAAGUCUCCAGCCGGCCAGCUUAAGGACCGGCAGGCACAAGGCCUGCGCCCCCUCCGGCGAGGUGAUGAGCUGGUGAGCGUCAAUGGGGCGUGCCACUUUCAGUCAAUGCGCCGUCAUCUGGCGCGGGCAGAGAAGGUUCGCCUCCAGUUCCUGAAAGCCGAUCUCGUCCUUCCCCUGGAGUGUGACAGCUGCGACUGUGAUAGCCCGACUGCGGCGACCACGAAGCCUGGCCCAGAGAGCUUGCAGAGGUUGCAGAGGUUGCAGGCACGCAGUGCUCCACUGCCUUUUGCGCUGUUGAGCAUAGCUUGCCCGCACUUCCGUUUCCAUGAAAAGAGAAAGUCUCGUCGACAUGCUUCCACGGGUGCAGAAGAAGAAGGCCGAUUCUCCAGCAAUUCCUCGGGAUCUGGUUCCGAACAGGUCUCCGGCGAGAGCAAAUGCCCCUCCACAGAUUGGGAGUACAUGAUGGACAACAGGACAGGAACUGUGGGCUUGCAUGGCGACUUCCAUGCUGGCGGCAACGUCGUAAUUGUAGCCGGCUCCCAAGCCAUGGCAUUGCAGACAGGUGCCCUGAGCGCUGUGGUGGGCGGCGGCCUCUUCCAGGCACCGCAGCUCCCGCAGCUCCCACAGCUCCCACAGGUCCCACAGCUCCCGCUGCCUCAGAUCCCUCUCCUGCCCCAAGCGCACAUCCUGUCCAAAGCCCCUGCAGAAGCCUCGGGCCUGGCUGUGCCUUCUGUGCCUUCUGUGCCUUGCCUGCCUGCGCAAGAGGACUACGUGCAAGGGUUCCCGACUAGAACUGUCAGGAGUGGGCAGGUCGCAAUGCCACAGCCCACCUCCACCUCCCUUUCCCAAGGACUUGAAGUCUCCAAGCUGCCGCACGAAUCCCACGGAUCCCAAGAGUCCCACGAGCCCACGAGAGUCCCCGAUCUUCCCUUCGCACAGACCGAAGUCGCACGGACGUCAGCCGCGUCUCUUCGGUCAGGAAGUGCUCCUCCAAGAUCUUGCUUCCUGGAGCCGGAGCAGCCAAAUCCCCAAAAAGAAAGCUUUGGCAAGAAGCGGACCUACCGCUCCGGCAAGCGGAUCCGAGCCAAGCGCACCCGCGCGGCCCAGCGGGCGCAGGUCGGGGUCCCCACAGGGCACGCAGCCCAAGGCGGUGAAGCCGAAGCAGAGGAAGGGGCAGGGGAGCCUCCUAGCCAGCGGCCCCGCGCUGGCAGCGCCCCGGCUGCCCUCCGUAGCCUGGAGCUCAGGGAGAGCUCCGAGAAGGGCUACUACAAGCCGCGCAGGCGAGCUGGGAAGAAGGUGCGGCAGCGCAUGGAGCAUGCCAUCGCACGCAGGAAGGAGCAGGCUCUCAUGGCCGAAGCAGCGGAAAACUGCAGGAUGGUCUCGGAUGACGAGCCGGAGCCCCACGAAGCUCCGGUCGAGCUGCGACCAGUUGCAAAGCCCGUGGCCGUGCCUCACACGAAGCCGUCGCACGGUUGCCUGAAGCGAGCAGAUUCGCCGACAUCAGUUUCAACUUGCACCACUGCGGCGGCGACCAUGGUAUCUGGAGUUGCAAGCACGACCACGACUGCUACUACCUCAGCCUCUGCAGGUUCCGAGCGAGUUGCACCUCGUCGGUCGUUCUAUGCCCGCAAGCUCCACGAUGCGCCUGCUUUGCCAACUAUGCAGGCCCAUGGCAGGCACACGGCCCAGCGGCCACAGCGUCGGGCCUCCCGCACGCGAGCUCCCAAGGCAGGCCCGGAGCCUCCAGGAGCUUCCGAGAUCGUUGGCCAGCGGGUGCUUCUUACCGGCCUUGUCCAUGCACCGCACUUUAACGGCCAUUGGGGCUACGUAGAUGGAUUUGACCCGGACGAGCAGCGCUACAUCGUGCGGGUCUUCUUGGGUGAGCCAGGGACGCCGCCCACGCUCUGUCCCCGACUCAUGGCCGACAUCGAGCUCUUGGGCGUACGGGACGUUUGCAAAGACCACCUGCUCGAGUUUUUGAACAGUGCAUGGUGGUCAUCUCUCGGUGAUGCAGGUUUCGAGCAGGAGGACAUUCGUCCACAGGACGACCCUCUGAAGGAGUGCAUCUUCGCUGCGGAUGGUCCAGUGACGCUCCGAUUCUGCACUCCCGAAGCUGCAUCUUUAGCUCUUUCCUUGAAUGGUCUCCAGUACUGCGGCCGUGUGCUGCAGUUCCGGAGGCGUCCAGGGGCCCCUCCCGGUCCCAUUCUGCAGGGUUCGAAAGUUCAAGUUGAAGAUCUGAAGAAGAUUCUGGGCUUCCAGAAGGAAGCCUUUGCCAUGCCUCAAGGCUGGCAGGAGACGAUUUGGACUGGUGACGGUGUCCUGCAACCGCUGGACCGUUGGGCAGAGACACUACCAAGAAGUCAUUACGAUGUCUUGGGCAUAGACCGGCAGGCCUCCAAAGAUGAGAUCCUGAAAGGCUUCCGCAGGCAAAGUGCUGCAGCCACAGACUUAGGCAAGCUCAAAGAGGCUCUGAAGACUCUGAUCUCGGAAGACCGGAAGACAAUCUACGACCACACACCGGAGUCAUUUCUUUGGGACGCCAUUCGUGCAGCAAGGCACGAUCGUUUUCAGCCAGCUUGCUUCGUGGUCCGCAACUAUGAACGCCUUCGCAAAGGCUUUGUCCGGCGAAUCCAGGUGCUUCCGCGACACAGCUCACAUCUGCGGAGGGAAAAGAAAGUCAUCGUGGCCAGAUGCCGAGGAGCGGACGUCUGCAUAGUGGCAUCCGACCCGCAGACCAACCACCUGCCCUCGGAAGUUUGGGUCUCAGGCGAAAGCCAGCAAAUCGAAGAGCUUCAAAGGCUCGUGCAUAAGGCCGGAGAAGAGGCCGAUGGUCUUCGGGCCUCUGCUAACAGUGCCAUCUUGACUGUACCCAAGCCGCUCUUGGACAAGGUCCCCAAAGAGGGAGCGGAGAGGGAGAACUUCGUGAAGUCCAUCAGAACUGCAACGGGGCUAUCUCUGACUAUCGUGGAGGAUCGUCUCAUCUUGGCUGGAGGGUCGGGACCUCAAGGGCUGGCCCAGGCCAUAGCGGCCGUCCAGGAGAAGGUGAUUUGGAGGGCAAGUGUGCAGACCGAUCACGGCACCUACCAAGCUUGGGAGUAUGCCAUUUGGGCGGAAAGGCGUGGGAUCCCUGUUGUCCCGACCCGUGAACCCGACCGGGAGGAAGCGUGGCACGUGCUAUCGGAAUUUCAGCAGCAAUUGCAGCUGCCGGCACAAACCGACUUUCCGAACUUGGUCGUGGUGGUCCUUAAGUCCUUGCUAGACCGCGACGUCAGCAAUACCGUCAUCAAGAUUUUGACAUCCAAAGUGGUCGUUUACGAGGUAAAGCAAGCCAAAGAGGUUCGCACAAAAAUCACCUGCUUGAUGAUGCGGCUUUGGACAGGAAAGCGGCUGGUGCAGCCACUCGGCGACUUCAGCUCCGAUCCUCUCCUGAUCACUCUGUGGAAGCUUGCCACCAUUCUCGGCGCCACGCCGUUGCAACAGCUGCUGAUGGCCCCUGUGCCUGGACAACUCCUUCUAGUGCUUCGCCAGGCUUGGAGCCAAGUUCCGGACAAGAAGGCCUGGCUGCCAUGGAGUACGCUGGUUCCCUUGAUGGGCGACUACCUCCAUCCGCUGCUUCAGCAAGGCGCUCAGGAAGGACAGGUCCAAAUGCAAGCGGAGUGGAAGAGCGAUCCGCAUGUCGCCGCUUUUGUUUCAGAAUACAUCGCCUUCCACGAGUUCAAAAUUGCGGAGGAGGGUGUCCAGGCAAUUUCCAAGGCUUGGCGCAGUGUCACCCUCCAGCCUAGGCAGAGCGCACCUCAGGUGGUGCCGCCGCCUCAGCCAGCAAAGCCGCCAACCCCGCCUCAACCACCUGAGCCACCCGUGGCCAAACCGCCAUCCCCGCCUCAACCACCUCAGCCACCAAAGCCCUCGGCGAUGUCGGUCGACGAGCAGGCGGAGAGUGAGCCACCGCCGGCAAAGCCGAAACCAAAAGCCAGACCCAGACGGAUGGCCGGCGCAGACGGUCAGGACAAUAGUAACAACCAAAAGCGAAGUGGUACUGAGCAGCAUGAGGAUGCCCCCGCUUCGAAGAAGCCGGCGACCAGUCCUACUGUAAUUCUGAAGCCUGGCCCUACAUCUCCUGUGACUUUGAAGCCGGCUUCUGCUGUUGCUCCAGCUCCCAAGAACCCGGCGAGCAGUUCUGCACCAGCUGCCACUCCCCCGAGCUCUGGUGGCCCGCAGGAUUUCGAAGAGUGGCUCAAUGGUUUCGACGAAGGCAAAGGCAAGUUCAAAAGCCUCUACCUCAAGAAUCUCAAGGAGCAGUUCUUCGAAAUGUCGCAGCUCAAGGAGUGCCUGGAAGGCCUCUGCAACUUCCAGGAUCCUACGAAGAAGGUCAGUGUAAGUGAUGUGGACGCCGAGUUCUGGAAUUCCCUCGACAUCAAGCGCAUGGGCCACAAAAUCGUGUGGCUCAAGCAGCUCGAGCUUGACUGUUGCACUUUCACUUUGAUAGCUGAGAUCUCAGUGUUCUGUACAUCGAGCUUGCCCUUCAGCCGCAAGCGGGAGGCCUCUCCCCUCGGUGCGCUUGAGCGGGGCCGUUCCUCCCCGGUAGAUGCGGGGGGGGAUGCUGAAAUGCAAGAGGCUGCUCAGGCGGCACUCCGUGCCGCGCUGGACCGAGGGGGGACUAGCCCAGAGAAGAAGGCCAAGCCUGAAGCUCCCUCCGCAGCAUCCGCCAAGGACAAGAGAGCUUUUCCCGACGCCUACGACAUCAGCGACGCUGCUCCGCCCCCAUGGGCUCAGGACUUGCAACAUAGUCUUUUGAGGUUGGACAAGGGCCAGCAAGACACUCUGGAGCAACUGCAUGUCACGCACAAGAGCCUCCGAGACAAGAUGCAAACACUUGAGAGCAGGCAAGAUGCACAGCUUGAGAGGACUCAGGCCUUUGAAGCCCGCUUGAACGCCCUGGAAACCGAAGUCAGAGACCUGCGAUCUCGCUCCCCUAGCAUGGCCUCGGGGUCCGUCUCUCCCCGAAACUCCCGCGAAGGCAACCAUGAUGAUUGGCAGGUGGCCCUGGGCGGCUGGUACGAGGCGAAGCGAGAGGCCAUAGAGGACGAGGUACGUGCCUGGUUCUCGCGAGCCGAGUGCUUGAACGAGCUAGGAUACGUGCCAUUGUUUCCCUUAAAGCCCUUGUUUCCCAACACCUCAGUGAAAGGGACUUUGAGUUUGAUUGGCGUGGCCGGUUUUGGACUCGAGGGUACAGUUGCACGUCACCUUGGGAUUGAGGUUGAAAAGGAGCUUGGAGGGGUAAAGGACGUCACUAGUGACGCCAUCCUUGUUCGAUCUGGGGUGGGCUUGACCGUUUCGAAUUCGUGCUCGCUUAAAGCGGGUGAGCAUAAUCCCCGUGGGGACGCCGAGACAGUCUGGAAGGACACCCUUGAAGGACUCGACCUGGAGUUGUCCCAUGCCGACCCCGCCGACGCCAUCAUGAUCGGGGCAGACGUGAACCAGGACCUGCAUGCUUCCUUCGAUGAAUUUUCAGGGGUUGGACACUUGAGGGCUUUGAUUGCUAAAUAUGACCUGGUUUACAACAAGCCUCUGGGGGCCACAUGGUCAGCUCGGGGAUGCUCGAGCGAAAUUGACUUCGUCAUGAUACGAGCGUCUAGGAUCUCUAUUGCUGCACACAAGAGAGAUGACAUGCGUGAUGCGCUCCCCUCCGACCACUCGCCGGUGUUUGCGGUCCUUCAUACUCCGCUCCCCCUUGUGACCCGCUCUCAACGUCCGACAACUAAAUGCGGCCGGUGGCUAGUUGAUAGCUCAGUGCUGCAAGCCUUCGCCGAAGAAGGCCGGCCCUUUGAGCCGGAAGAAUUCAAGAAUUUGUGUGCGAGCCACGCACGACGCCUCCCCUCGCUGAGGUACAAAGACUCUGAAGAUUUGAAGGCGGUCAUAGCGCAAAGAAGGCAAGAAACCGAUUUUCAGGUGAAAGCUGCCCUUCUUCAGAAAAUCAGACAUGAUCGGGCGGUUGCCAAGAAUGAUCACCGAAUUCAGAUUCUUGAGGAUGCCCGGGGUGGGGAUAGGCGAGCAAUUAGCUACCUGCGCAAAAGUGCUGCCCAUGCCUCUUUUGAGGUAAGCUAUAUCCAGCACCGUGGAGGAGAAUCGGUAGCAGCACAGGAAUUGAAGGCCUUCUACGAAGCCAAAUACACGUCCUUCCUCCCGCCCCCCACUGAGGAUUCCAUCAAUGCGAUGAUUGCCACCCAUCAAUCUGUCCAACCUGCUCGGUUUACUCAGGAUGAGCUGGAAGCAGCCAUUGUGCGCUGCAAAGCCAGGACCAGUGCAGGCAUGGACGGCGUCUGCUACGAAGCGAUCAGGGCGUAUCAUCGAGGGGACGUUCAGGGUCGCCUCUUGGAAUUCUUCAAUGGGCUGUUGUUCAAGAAGUUCCCCGUUCCAGAGGACCCUGAGCUCUUUGCGCAUUUCCCAGCGAGCAGUGAAACCAUCGUGGCUCAGCGAGCAACAGACCGACAUGCAUGGCGGAAGAUGCUCGCAAGGUGGCCGAAGCGAGAGGCCCUAGAUGGCCUGUACCCGAGAGGACAGGAUCAGACCUGCCCCGCAGCCGUACCAGUCCUUAGUGCUGUUUGCAAGAGCCUGAAGCUGCUGGAACGUGUUGAGCCCCUCUCGAAAGCCGCCGUUGUCCUCCCACCUUCUUUCCUCCCGCGUCACAUCCUGGAAGGAGUUCGUGACCCGCAGGAUUCGGCAGCGGCAAAGCUCACGCGAUUGCUCCACGAGACCGACCUCCUCGGCAAGACUUUCACGCCGCCCAAGAAGUUCCCGCAGAGGACAGCUGAUUUCCACAGGGCACAGUACUUUACCGAAACCGCCUCGGCAGCACUGAUUGCCCUCCGCUUGAAGCUGAAGGGAGGGCCCUUUCAGUCCUCAACGAGGCUGCUUACCAGGUUUGUCAACCAGUGGUGCCCCUCAUUGAAGUUCACCACGCUGACCAUCAUGUUGAACGUGAACAGCCCUCCCCACACAGAUGCGGGUAACUCCGAGGUUCCUGGCAUGCUACUGGCCCUUACUUCUAACUUCACUGGAGGCGAAUUGUGGAUCGAGCAUGACUAUGGCACCCAUACAAUGUACCGCAACGGCGUGCCCUUUAAAGGAGUUCAGGUUGACAUUGCCUCGCCCUUUGUCUUUUCAGCCAAACGGGUGCUUCACGGCACAUGCAGAUGGGAGGGAACCCGCAUGGUCCUUGCUGCCUAUAGCACAGCAAACAGCGCUACCAACCUUUCCCAGGAGGUCUCCUUCCGCUUGUCAUCGCUGGGGUUUGCCCUGCCGACUCGUUCUGACGAAGACAGCUUUCGCUUCGAGAUCUGGGGGGCGACGAUCACGCGCCAGCUAAGGCUCUCAG
Messenger RNA from Symbiodinium necroappetens, 7792 nucleotides. Lineage: Eukaryota; Dinophyceae; Suessiales; Symbiodiniaceae. The record is from the annotation of a GenBank genome assembly.